AUUUUUCCCUGCCGUUUGUAUACUGUGUAGAAUCGACUAUAAGACCGACUUGUAACCAAAGAAACACAGCAAAAGACUUCUAGAAACUACAAAUAAUCGAUCGGAGGAGCGCAAUGACGACGGCGCUUUGCCGGGCUGCGCUGGCGACUUCCACGAAUCGGAAUGCGAAGUGGCGUACAUUUUCGAAGCUCUUUAACCCUCGCCACCACUCCUCGUCGGCCAAAACGGCGUCAUCGCGUCACCAGUGCGCGUCUGUGGCGGAGCAGUUCCUGCUCAGCGACGAGGCUCUUUCAGCCCCGACGCCGUUAGGGAUGAUGCCGGAUGUUCUCCGGCCGCGCGUCGUCGUGUACGACGGCGUUUGCCAUCUCUGUCACGCCGCUUAUCUUAUGCAGAAAAAGAAAAUCCAAUUGAAGAAUCCUCUGUGCUACUUGAUAUAUUGUGACACCUUAAGAGUGAAGUGGAUCAUUAGAGCCGACAAAGACAGAAAAAUCAAGUUCUGUUGUCUGCAAUCAAAUGCUGCCGAGCCUUACAUGAUUGUUAGUGGGCUGACUAGAGAAGAUGUUCUUCGCCGUUUCCUGUUUGUUGAGGGUCCCGGUUCAUACCAUCAAGGGUCUGCUGCUGCUCUGAGGGUUUUGUCAUAUUUGCCCCUGCCCUAUUCCGCAUUGAGUUCCCUAAUGAUUAUUCCAGCUCCUUUGAGGGAUGCCAUUUACGAUUACGUGGCGAAAAAGCGCUAUGAUUGGUUUGGAAAGGGUGAUGAUUGCCUGGUGCUGAAGGAGACAGAAUUGCUCGAGCGCUUUAUUGAUUGGGAAGAACUACUUGAGCGCAUUCGGGAAAAGCAAUUAUGAGAACGUUUGAAUCAAGUAUGUAGAUGGUUUUAAAUCUUGACCGUGAGACUGACUGAAGGAUUUCUUCAAUAGAAUUUUAGGUUCGCGAAGCUUCUUUUCCAGAACCUUUUGUAGCCAUAUUAGAGGGAUAUGGUUAAAUUCUAAUAUUUGGAGUUUUUGGCUUUUAGAUAUUGGGAAGUUUCUGUUUAGAAGUAAUUGGGAAUGAUUUUGUGGCCUUUGGCAUCUCUUUUGGUAGCAGAAUUACUACGCUUUUGACGUACUUGGUUGCUCAGGUGCUUCUUUACAAAUGUUAAAAGCAUGUAGACUGAAUUUCACAAUUUCUGUGCAUAUAUGUAUUAU
Messenger RNA from Striga asiatica, 1184 nucleotides. NCBI's taxonomy places the organism in Eukaryota, Viridiplantae, Streptophyta, Magnoliopsida, Lamiales, Orobanchaceae. The record is from the annotation of a GenBank genome assembly.